AAGACUGCUACUGUUCUGUUGCUCUAGCUCGCUAGCUGUGUAAAUUUUUCGGAUGGAUCGUGGCAUUGUUUCCAGUAGCGGAGAUGGAUCUCAGACAGCUUUUCCUGAUAAAUUGGGAUUCAACAAUACUAUCAAGAAGCAGAUUAAUGGUUGCGGUGGCACAAUCUGUGUUAAACAGGAUGAUCCAUGCCAUUUCUUGCGUGUCCUUUAUGAGAGUCUAAUAGCAGGAGGAUUAGCUGGUCUUGUUGUGGAAGCUUCUCUAUACCCAAUUGACACAAUCAAAACUCGAGUGCAGGUAGCUCGAGAUGGAGGGAAGAUUAUAUGGAAAGGUUUAUACUCUGGUCUUGGUGGAAACCUUGCUGGUGUCUUACCUGCUUCUGCCUUGUUUUUCGGUGUAUAUGAACCAACCAAACAGAAGCUUCUGAAGGUUCUACCUGAAAAUUUUAGCGCGGUUGCACAUUUGGCUGCAGGUGCUUUAGGAGGUGCUGUUUCAUCUAUUGUCCGUGUACCAACCGAAGUUGUUAAACAGCGGAUGCAAACUGGACAAUUUGCUUCGGCACCUGAUGCUGUUCGACUUAUUAUAGCCAAAGAAGGAUUCGGAGGCAUGUAUGCGGGAUUCGGCUCUUUCUUGCUGCGAGAUUUGCCUUUUGACGCGCUUCAGUUUUGUGUAUAUGAGCAGUUACGGAUUGGAUACAAGUUAGCUGCGAGAAGAGACCUGAAUGAUCCAGAGAACGCAAUGCUUGGUGCCGUUGCUGGUGUUGUCACUGGAGUUUUGACCACUCCUCUAGACGUUAUCAAAACCAGACUAAUGGUUCAGGGCGCAGGGAAUCAGUAUAAAGGGGUCUCGGAUUGCGUUAAGACGAUAUUAAGAGAAGAAGGGUCGUCAGCUUUGUGGAAGGGAAUGGGUCCAAGGGUUUUGUGGAUAGGUAUUGGAGGUUCAAUUUUCUUUGGAGUUCUGGAAAAGACAAAGCAGAUUCUUUCAGAUCAGAGCAGCCAAAAGAUUCACAAGGCUUAAACUGUUAGAUUCUACAUCAUUUACGUUCCCCUGGAGGUGUAUAUUCUUUGCGUAUAUUGCUUCUAUUUUUCGAUCAAUUUCCACAUUUUUAUCGUUUGGCUCCAUAAAGACUUCGAUUGCGAUCCUUGGUGGCUUAUUUGUAAAAUUUCAAGUCCAAUAUUAUCUAUCAGAUGACCAAAAAUACCUGGUAGUUUACUUAAAGGUUUAAACUUAGUGUGAAUGUUUUAAGGUUGCGUAAUAAACUGUUUCAUCGAAUGCAUGCUUCUUUU
Molecule: messenger RNA, 1284 nt
Organism: Eruca vesicaria subsp. sativa (arugula)
Lineage: Eukaryota; Viridiplantae; Streptophyta; Magnoliopsida; Brassicales; Brassicaceae
Source: the annotation of a GenBank genome assembly